AUGUUGCGCACCAUCCUGUUGGUGGGCUUCAUUAUAUGGCAAUCGUCAGCAAUUGAGCUCACAUUCGAAUUACCCGACAAUGCCAACCAAUGUUUCUAUGAAGAUAUUAAAGCCGGAGAAGACUGUAUGUUGGAGUUCCAAGUGGUCACUGGCGGUCAAUAUGAUGUUGAUAUGACCCUGGAGGAUCCCAAAGGAAAAGUCUUAUAUAAAGACGUUAAGAAGCAGUAUGAUAGUUACAAUUGGAAGUCAGAGGUACCAGGCACAUAUAAAGCGUGUUUCUCUAAUGAGUUCUCAACAUUUUCGCAUAAGAUUGUCUAUAUGGACUGGCAGGUAGGAUCUAACAACAAUCUUAACAAAGCAAUCACACCUGGCGGACAUGCGAUGAACGCUCUUGAGAAUUCCGCUGUUGCAAUUGCUGACAAACUGCGAGUAGUGGAUGAUUAUCAAACACAUCAUCGUUUGCGCGAAGCCACAGGUAGAAAGAGAGCUGAACAGCUGAAUGAGCGUGUACUGCUAUGGAGUUUAGGGCAAACAUCGCUAAUUGUCCUUAUCGGUAUUGCUCAGGUCAUGCUGCUUCGGUCGUUCUUUUCGGAUAAGAGGUCGAGGUAUUAG
This is a messenger RNA of Necator americanus (New World hookworm), 612 nucleotides long. RefSeq lists its product as uncharacterized. Gene Ontology annotation, biological process: Golgi organization; intracellular protein transport; endoplasmic reticulum to Golgi vesicle-mediated transport. Lineage: Eukaryota; Metazoa; Nematoda; Chromadorea; Rhabditida; Ancylostomatidae. The record is from RefSeq and is a predicted model, not a curated record. The transcript is spliced from 6 exons. The coding region runs from base 1 to 612 and encodes 203 amino acids. Gene Ontology annotation, cellular component: COPII-coated ER to Golgi transport vesicle; endoplasmic reticulum; endoplasmic reticulum-Golgi intermediate compartment.